Molecule: messenger RNA, 1035 nt
Organism: Suillus paluster
Lineage: Eukaryota; Fungi; Basidiomycota; Agaricomycetes; Boletales; Suillaceae
Product: chaperonin 10-like protein
Exons: 11
Coding region: 1-1035 (344 amino acids)
Molecular function (GO): oxidoreductase activity
Source: RefSeq, a predicted model, not a curated record
AUGUCUCUCCCAAAUAUCUCUCGUGAAUAUCGCAGCCAGGGUGAUGGCCACCAGAAUUUGAAGCUUCAAUCAGCGUCUCUCUCUAAGCCAAAGGCUACGGAAGCGACUAUCAAAAUCCACGCAGUGUCCUUGCAGUACCGUGACCUAAUGGUCUCCAAGGGGCUUUACCCACAGCAAAAGACUGACAUCAUUCCUUGCUCUGAUGGAGCAGGCGAAAUUGUUGCAGUUGGGCAAGAUGUCAAGGGGUGGAAAGUUGGAGAUCGCGUCUGUCCUAACUUUGCAGUGAAUCAUAUUCAUGGCGACGUUACUGAAGAGAUCAAAUUAACCGGACUUGGUGGCCACAUUGAUGGCGUGCUCCGGGAGUACAUCAACGUCCCCGUUCACUCCUUAGUCCGCAUCCCAGAACAUCUUUCGUAUGAAGAAGGGUCGACUCUUCCAUGCGCGGCCUUGACGGCUUACAACGCUUUUCUUGGACCCGUCCCCCUUAAGGGCGGCGACUACGUCCUCGCUUCUCGGUACCGGUGGAGUAUCAAUCUGUUAGUUUCGGCGCCCAACUCGCCCUUGCUUCUGGUGCAACCUGUCAUCCUUACAUCGUCUUCCGAUGAGAAAUUGCAAGUUGCAAAGAAACUGGGCGUGCAGCACGUCAUUAACUAUAAAAAGAACGAACAAUGGGACGAAGAAGUUUUGAAGAUCACCGGCGGCCGUGGAGUUGACCACAUCAUCGAAGUCGGAGGGCCCAAUACUAUGCUGAAGUGUAUGAAUGCCGUACGCUAUGCAGGUUGGAUCCACAUCAUUGGCUUUGUAUCCGGGGGCAACAACGGCAUUCCUAUAGGCCUUGCCAUUCAGAAAGCAAUCUUCCUCCGCGGAAUUUUGAUUGGCUCCGUAAAACAGUUCGAGGACAUGAACCGACUCAUUACAGCGCAUAGAAUUCGCCCAGUGAUAGACAAAGUAUUCUCUUUCGAGGAGGCUACUGACGCCUAUGCGUACCUCGACAGCCAGAAACAUGUUGGAAAGGUCGUAAUCAAAUUGGCGUGA